CACGCCUUCAUCAACGUGCGCGCUGACACACAACCCCCACCCCCACUGUCUCCCUCGGUGGACGUGUGAUUUUCUCCGAGCGCGCUCUCACGGGCCCCUCCUGUUUAUUCCCUGGUCAGAUCCGAGAAGAGCUUAACAGAAAGGGGAAGGAGGACGGAACAUAUUCUACGGAGAUUGUAGACAACGAAUUGCGUGCAGCUAGAAAUCGAGAGACAAACAAGGGAAACAAAAUCGGCUUCCAAAAUGAAUCCAUCUUGCGCCAGAUGUAAAAAGAUUGUCUACCCGACUGAAAAAGUCAACUGCCUGGACAAGUUCUGGCAUAAAGCAUGUUUCCAGUGUGAAGUCUGCAAAAUGACUUUAAACAUGAAGAACUACAAAGGUUAUGAUAAGAAACCUUACUGCAAUGCGCAUUACCCAAAGUCGUCAUUCACUGCUGUGGCAGAUACCCCAGAAAACCUACGCCUGAAAAAGCAAAGCAAGUUGCAGAGUCAAGUGCAAUACAAAGAAGAUUUUGAGAAGAACAAAGGGAAAGGAUUUAGCGCUGUGGCGAACACUCCUGAACUGGAGCGAAUCAAGAAGAAUCAAGAACUGGUCAGCAAUAUUAAAUACCAUGAAGAAUUUGAGAAAAGCAAAGGAACCAGUGCAGCAGCUGGUGAGCGAAGGCCCUCAAAUGAUAUUCCUCAGUACAACGUUCAGCACGAGGUGCAUCAAGGCUACCAGCAACUUCAGGAGCCCCAGACUCAAGACUACACUCCACCCGCUGCACCUGUUGCCCAACCUCCCUCAACUGGGAAGCGUUACAGAGCUGUGUAUGAUUAUGCAGCAGCAGACGAUGAUGAGAUCUCCUUCCUAGAUGGCGACUUAAUCAUUGAUGUACAACAGAUUGAUGAAGGAUGGAUGUACGGUACCGUGGAGAGAACGGGUGACACUGGCAUGCUCCCAGCUAACUACGUCGAAGCCGUGUAAUGGAGCCCAGAUCAAACGCCUGCUUCUGCUUUGAUUAUAUAUAUUAUAAAUAAAAUAAAUUACCAUAUGGAUCCCAACAGUAAUUUGACAAAAAUAUUAGGUAAAGCAAAUGUAUGAAAUUGUGGUUCCGAUUAUACAACAAAUUUCUCAGUUUCUCUGAUCUUAGUAUUACUGGAAUACAGUCAAAAUUUUCUUUGGCUUGUUUAUCUUGAAGGAAAUCUAGCCUUUUGCAAGUUUUUCACUGCUCUGCAUUAUCCAACUCUCCAUUUUUUUAAACAGAUAAUCCUUCUUCUUUGUAGAUCUUUACUUUGAAAUUCUCGACUGGAUUAUUGUACUUGAUUAGUCUGGACAAUCUCAGAUUGCACCUCUUUUGGUCAUAUUAUUUUAGUUUCUCUAGUGCAUUGCUCUUUAUUUGCAAAUUGCUUAAAUAAUUCAAGUUGUGCAGGACCAAAAUACAGGAUAGUUCUCUUGGCAGGAGGAAGAUUGUGAAUACAGUUUGUCAAAAGACUUCUGUUCUUCAGCUCUAAAGGGCCAGAGAGAGAGGGAAAGACUUGCACAGUGACAGAUGGAACCCCAUUCCCCCAACCCCACCCCACCCCGACCUAUGUGUGUACACACGCACGUAUGCACAGUUGAGACAUACGCAUUGUGGGUGUACACACUUACAGUCUCAUUCUCCCUACACUUCCUCUCUCCAACCCUCACACUCUCUCUCGCACUCUCACAGUGAGGCACACAGGUGAACAGUAAGACUGGAUUUUUAAAAAUAUUCUAAAUGUUACCUUUCACCCAAUAGCCUACAGAGAAUGCACGGACAUUGACUAUGGCUAAGUAUCACCAUAAAUAGUUCAGUUAAUGGUGUACACAAUUCUCAUAAAACCAGGAAUCUCGACGUGUUCUCUUCUAUAGAUAGCAGACUCUUUUGGCUGUUGUAAUUUUCAGGGGAGUGAAACAAGCAGCUGAAACAAAUGGUCUUUGUGACCAUCGUCUUUCUCAAAAAUAGAAGUGAUGUAACAGGCUGGGUAACUGACAUGACAAGAUAAAUACCCAUUAGAAUUGCAGAAGUAGAUGAAAUUCUACCUCCUGCCAUUCUUGCCACAUUCCUAACCCACCUAUACCAUUGUUACAUACUGAGGUUGUGACACAAUUGACUGUACAAGAUGAAUUUUAGAAUGGGGGUGUGGAGGGAGGAGUAAAGUGAGCUGAGAAUUUAUUUAAAUUUGCAAGUUUGGUAAGUGAGAGCAAAAUUCCUUUUUUACAGAAAAUAAACAGGUUUUACACAAACCUGAGCAGCAGGAGGAUUAUUUUUCCCUGACAAUGUGUUUGCAAGACUCAUGAUCUAACUGCUGCUCUGUCUAGAUCCAUUCAUUUCAAAACUGUGACGUCUGUAAACUUGACCUAACUUGGAAUAUUUUUAUCCCAUUUUGGAGCAGUUUAUACCAUUGAAAUAAAAAAAACUCUCAAUAAAACCUUGAGGUGGCAACAAUAUUAUACAACUUGAGGAGCAAUGUAAAAAAGAAUGGUUACUUUUACUGGAAUUAAUACAUAUUCCUUUUCAGAGUCAUUAUUGUGUUACAUGGCAAUACAUGAGGCUUUCAUGAGACUGAGUCCAGUUUAAACCAGUCUGACACAGAAAGACUUGAUUGAACAAUGUUUUGCAAUUCCUGUCAAGUUGUGGCGACAAUGGGGAGCUGUCUCCAAGCAACUCCCUCUAUCGUCUGUGUAAUGAAUAUCCAGCGGUUACUAGUCUGGGAUCUCUUUAUGCACGAUUUCCAAAUCUCAUUGAGAGACAUGAAGAGAGCAGUAGCCAGCUGACUGUGCCCAUGUAAAUGCCUUUAUAGGUUAUAUGAAUUUAUAUGUUUAGUUAUCAGCAAUGCACCAGGCACCCUCUACGGUACUGCAAUAUGUUUCUUAAGUGUCAUGUCAUUAAUUUGUGAGUUGGCUGUUUUGACUGCAGUUGUGCCAAUUAAUUGAUCGAUUCCUACUGUUGGUAGUAAACAUAAUGUUGAUGGAUUAAUUAAAGCCCUUGGGGCAGACUGUACUAUAUCACCUAAAGCUCUAACAACUCUCUGCUAUUUUGUUUGUUAGGAAACUACCUGACGUACUUUCAAAACCAUUGUAAAUCCUCUGACUGCUUUAAGAUGGGAAAAUAGUGUAUUGUGACUGGUUAUAGUAAAAUAUAAAUGAUACGGUUAUGCUUUACUGAAAAGAAUAUUGCAUUGUCUGCCUUCAAUCUGGUCUGUGCAGCACUUAAACAGACUUGGUAGAGAUGGGGUUCUCACAUUCUCCUCUGUAAAAGCAGCAAAAAGCAAACAUUGGAAACCUGGCCUGGCCUAGGCUUGAAACAACUGGUUAACUGGUAAAGCUCAGGCACCAAAACUAGUGGACCACAGAAGAAAUGUACAUUAGCACAUGUGUAGACAUUGUGUGCCAACAUUAAUGACUCUCUUAACAUUCCAUGGUAUCAGUACAUUAACUGCUUAGUCUUAACAUGCUAUUUAAUUUGAAACUUGCAGUUGUUACCGCUAAUUGGUUUAAAAAAAUUGUUUGUUUACACAUGCUUAUCAAGUUCCGCUUAGUGCUUUUGCUAAAGAUGUUAUUGAGUUACUCAUCCUGCAAAAAGACAGCGUCUGGAAUGACCUUUUGCUUUCUGAGUGGCAUUUUUUUAAAGACGAGGCUAAAUAUAAAAGGGAACAACCAUAUUUUGAGUUGCGUUUCACUUGAUGCGUGUUGGUUUGUUACAAAGACUGGUCAGGGUGGAUAAGAGAGAGAAUAUUCUCUUGUGAUCUUUCCCAGCAGUAGCACCUCCUCCCUCCACAGAACAGCUUACAAGAAAUGGGGUUUGUUCAGCAUGAAGGAACACCCUCUAUCCGUCUUAAAUUGCCUGGACUGCAAAAUUGCUGUUGAAUUGAGGCAUUCUGCAUCACUGACCAAGUUCAGCAUAUUGAAAAGGUGUUGUGGCUAGAUUCUGUUUGGCUUGGAAAUUGAGGUGCGGAUGGGGGAGGGUGGGGUGUGGAAUAAAAAGUGGUAUUACAGAUGUAUGUAUGUAAUUUCAUAAAAUACUGGAUAUCUGCAAUUCAGGUUAAGCAUGUCUUUGCAUUUCUGAAUUCUUCAUUACCACGCUUGCAAUUUUUAGGAAAAAAUGUAUUUUUGGCAUGAUUCUUACAUGACAGAUUGUCAAUAAACUAAAUGAUGGGAAA
Chiloscyllium plagiosum (whitespotted bambooshark) is the source of this 4166-nucleotide messenger RNA. RefSeq names its product LIM and SH3 protein 1 (gene lasp1). Lineage: Eukaryota; Metazoa; Chordata; Chondrichthyes; Orectolobiformes; Hemiscylliidae. The record is from RefSeq and is a predicted model, not a curated record. Gene Ontology annotation, cellular component: focal adhesion. Gene Ontology annotation, molecular function: actin filament binding.